Molecule: messenger RNA, 1257 nt
Organism: Syngnathoides biaculeatus (alligator pipefish)
Lineage: Eukaryota; Metazoa; Chordata; Actinopteri; Syngnathiformes; Syngnathidae
Gene: c1qbp
Product: complement component 1, q subcomponent binding protein
Exons: 6
Coding region: 204-1061 (285 amino acids)
Biological process (GO): cytosolic ribosome assembly
Cellular component (GO): mitochondrial matrix
Source: RefSeq, a predicted model, not a curated record
UCAGCGAGGAAUCUAUGAUUUUGCCCACAUUCCCUGUGCGUCAGACAUUACUUCCGGUGCAAAUCGCAUAGUUGGGAGUUUACGACAGGUCAACGUGUCCUUCGACGCACGUGUGCUGCGUUCUUCUCCUCGGCAAGCAGGCGAGUCAGUAGGGUUCGUAGUUUCUCAAAUACUUUUACUAGAGGCUAGAAUAUCCCUUGAACAUGCUGAAGUCAAUCGUCCGUGUUGCGGGUGCCGCUCUGCGUCUUCCCACCGUCUCCACAUCCACGGCACGGGCUCUGCCGACUAGCUGCCCGACACUAUGCUCGCAGAACGCGGCCACCGCCAGAGCCUUCACCCGCUCCCUCUGGAUGAUGAACGGCAAAGGAGCGUCUGGGUACAGACCGAAGUUGUUCACUUCCAAAGUGUUGAAUCCUUCGGCGUCGUGUGGAUGCGGUGCAAUACACACAGAGGGUGACAAGGCAUUUGGGGAGUUUCUAUUUGAUGAAAUAAAAGAGGAGAAAAAGAUUCAGAAAAGCGGGACUUUACCCAAGAUAUCUGGUGGAUGGGAACUGUCGAUGGAUGGGACAGAGGCUCUGCUCACAAAACACGUUGCUGGAGAAAAAAUCACUGUCACGUUCAACAUCAAUAACAGCAUUCUUCCUAACUUUGCGGAUGAGGCAGAACAAGGAGAGCAAAAAUCAGGAGAGGAGGAUGAAAUUUUGUCAACACCAAACUUUGUUGUUGAAGUUACAAAACAGGGUGCAAAACAUACGUUGGUGAUUGACUGCCAAUUCCUUCAAGAUGAGAUGGGACACGGCGAAGAGGAUGAGAGUGACAUCUUUGGCGUCUUUGAGGUUAGCUUUCAGCCAGAGGGGGAUUCAGAGUGGAAAGAGACCAGCUACACGCUCACAAAGGAUUCUCUGAAUGAUUCCCUCUAUGACCACAUGAUGGACUUUCUGGCCGACCGGGGUGUCGACAACACAUUUGCAGAUGAACUGAUAGAGCUCAGCACUGCCAUUGAGCAUCAACAGUACAUCAAGUUUCUGGAAGAACUCAAAACCUUUGUGAAAUGUACAUAAUCUAUUUAUAGACUCCAAGUGUUCAUUUUGUCCAGUCCUCAUCCAUUUGCAACUACCGCAAAUGUUUGUUGCACUUAAAGCUCAAGACUUAAAUUAGAUGAUCCAUGUUAGCAGUUGUUGGAUUUUGAGAUUACAUGUUCCAGAGGCUAAUUGUUUUUUGUAGGUCACAGUGCAAUUAAACUAUUUGAAAGCUCUA